Messenger RNA from Colletotrichum gloeosporioides, 894 nucleotides. RefSeq names its product Dehydrogenase/reductase SDR family member 4. The coding region runs from base 1 to 894 and encodes 297 amino acids. NCBI's taxonomy places the organism in Eukaryota, Fungi, Ascomycota, Sordariomycetes, Glomerellales, Glomerellaceae. The transcript has 3 exons. The record is from RefSeq and is a predicted model, not a curated record.
AUGGCUACAGGCGCAGAAUCAACGAGAAUACCCAAGACCUGGUUCAUCACAGGCCGCUCGAGCGGCUUCGGCGAGAUCCUCGUCAGGAAACUAUGCGCCGAGGGAGAGAACGUCAUCGCCACGGGCCGCCAGGCCGACGUCAAGCUCGCGCAUCUCAAGGACACGGGCGCGAAGGUCAUGGACAUGGACGUAUCGGCUUCUGAGGGCGUCAUCCGGGAGACGGUUGCGCAGGCCUGGGCGACGUUCCCCGGCGGCGUCGAUGUUGUGGUGAACAAUGCGGGAUACGUCCUUUCGGGGCUGGUUGAAGAGCUGACGCAGGAACAGAUGGAGGAGUGCUUCCGCACGAAUUUCCACGGGCCGCUGAACAUCGCGCGUGCUUUUCUCCCGUUCCUGAGGGAGACAGGGACGGGGACGCUGGUGUUUCUCAGCUCGCAGGCCGCAUGGCACGUUGACGUCUCUGCUGGGGCGUACUGCGCCAGCAAAUUUGCGUUAUCAGGGGAUAAACCCGAGCUAGCCGCCGUCGAGACACUCGCGCAAGAGCUCGCGAUCCUGGCGCCGGGCUUGAAGGUCCUCAUGGUCGAGCCGGGAUACUUCCGCACGAGGGUGUUUGUCAAGCUCGCGCACAUCCCGCUGCGGAUCCCAGAGUUUGCGGGUUUCAACGCGGCCUGUGUGAAGCAGGGAGCCAAGAUUUACGGGACGGAGCCCGGGGAUCCGGAGAAGGCUGUUGAGCGGAUGGUGGAGCUUGUCCGGGGUGAGGGGAUGGCCGCAGGGCGGAAGGUGCCGCUGAGGGUUCCGUUGGGUACUGAUGGGUGGGGGAGGAUCAAGAAGAAGUGUGAGGAUAUGGUCAAGGUUUGUGAGGAUUGGGAGGAUGUCGCAAAGAGCACGGAUUGGUAG